AUGAUCCUUAUCACGCUCUUCAUCUCUUACCUGGUCUUCACGACCAACAUCUUCAUCGCAUACGACCACGCCGCUCGUACGUUCGGGUACCCCAGCCUUGGUGGUCCUCUCAAGUACCUGCAGCUGUCGGGCAUCACCAUCCGUCAACCUCGAUGGCUGCCUGUGGUCUGUGUCGACACGAAGACACCUUCGGCGGCGCAGUGGGAGGUGUACGAGGAGUUCACGCUGGACUGGAAGGUGCCUGGAGCGCCGACUCAGUUCUCGAACUUCUCCAUCUCUUACGUGCUGCCAUCAUUGGUGGGCUUGGACGAGCUCACCUGCCCAGUGGCGGAGGACGAGGAGCCGUUCGCUCAGGAAGCAGACGGCCGCGACGACUACCACGGCGGGGACAAGUGGUGCUAUGCCCUCCCCGAGUCGUCGUUCCUCGACCAUCUCAUCUGGUACCACACCCAGUCGGCGCAGUCAAUGUGCGCGCUGACAGAGGCACCCGAGGAGGAGUCGGUCACGACGCCCUCCAUCGACACCAUCAACAUUGUGGACGUGUUCGACUGGGACAUGCCGUCGUCGUCGAUCAACGGAACCUCACCGACCCUACUGGACUCGCCAUCAAUCGAUCAUGUCGACAGGCUGGUCGGCUGGUCAAUAUUAGCUAUGGUGCUCCUCUUCACUGUCAAGCACUCCAAGACGGCGACACGGGACACCGGUCCCACCAUCAAGUGCGAGAAGAAGGACGAGCCAGAGUUCGUACCUGAAGCUCCUGAAGCUAUGUAUGUUGUUCUCGGCUCAGAGAUGUGCGAUGCUUAUGUAUUUGGACCAACCAGAGACGUCCCUGCGCCCAGCAAUGUGUUCACGGGGCCGGUCUCGGUGAACGGCUGGAGCCGCGACAAGAAGAAGAGGAAACGGAAGGGAAAGAAGAACAAGAAUUCUAUCGUGUUCCAGAGCGGCAAUCCGAGAGACGAUUUGAGCGACCGACGAAGACGAGCGUGCAGCCCACGUCUUUUGUUAUUUCGGCUCGACGACGUGAAGCGUAUGUGGGACUGGAUCCCUUCGCGCUUCUGCCUGUCUAACCGGAUACCAAGCUUACGGGCGACACCCCCCGAUAUCAACAAUCGAUUCUAUGUCCAUGCACAAUCAUCAAAGUUGGCGCUGCCUCUCGACUAUCAGCAGAAUCGUGUUUGCCUUUUUCAUUCGUCCGAUACCUGA
Molecule: messenger RNA, 1203 nt
Organism: Postia placenta MAD-698-R-SB12
Lineage: Eukaryota; Fungi; Basidiomycota; Agaricomycetes; Polyporales; Adustoporiaceae
Exons: 7
Coding region: 1-1203 (400 amino acids)
Source: RefSeq, a predicted model, not a curated record